Molecule: messenger RNA, 6249 nt
Organism: Xenopus tropicalis (tropical clawed frog)
Lineage: Eukaryota; Metazoa; Chordata; Amphibia; Anura; Pipidae
Gene: ube2o
Product: ubiquitin conjugating enzyme E2 O
Exons: 18
Coding region: 172-4023 (1283 amino acids)
Cellular component (GO): cytosol; nucleus; cytoplasm
Molecular function (GO): ligase activity; ubiquitin conjugating enzyme activity
Source: RefSeq, a predicted model, not a curated record
CACACCAACCUUAGCAACAGAGACCCAGGCGUUCCCCUAGCAACAGCAUCCUCUCCCCUAGUUACCACGCCGGGCGUGCUGACGUCAGUGCGCCCUUUACGCAGCGCUCUCCUUGGUAACCGCCCCGGCCGGCAGCAGCAGCUCCUGUCUCUUCCCUUCCGGACAACAACAAUGGCGGAUCCCUCGGACUCGGCUCCAUCCUCCGCCUCCCCCGGGCCCCCGGCCGGUGACGGCUCCCAGCGGCUCCUGUUCUCUCACGACUUGGUGUCCGGCUGCUACCGGGGCCACACCCGCUUCGGCCUGGUGCGUCUCAUCCACGGAGAGGACUCGGAGGAAGAGGAGGAUGCGCUGCCGGGGGAGGAGGAGAGCGGCCCCGGGGGGAGGAAGAAAGGAGCCGGCGGCGCUGCGGGAGGAGGGAGUCCCGGGUCGGAGCCGCCGCUCAGCAGGUUCGGCCCAUUAAAGCGCGGAUAUGUGCGGGUCCAGUGGUACCCGGAGGGCAUCAAGCAGGACGUCAGGGAGAACAAGUUAAAGCUGGAGGACCGCUCGCUGGUGCCCAGGGAUGUUGUGCGUCGGAUGGGUACAAAGGACAGCCAGUGCGGCACGGUGAUCGACGUGAACAUAGACUGCGUGGUGAAAGUGGUGGGGACCAACUGCUUCCUGCAUCCGGUCAACAGUAAGGAGCUGCACCACAUCUGGCCUAUCAUGUACGGGGAUUACAUUGCCUACGACUGCUGGCUGGGCAAAGUGUAUGAUCUGAAGAACCAGGUUGUCCUCAAGCUGUCCAACGGCGCCAGAUGUUCCAUGAGCACCGAGGAUGCGUCCAAACUGUACGACGUCUGCCCCCACGCCAGCGACUCGGGGCUGUUCUUUGAUGACUCCUAUGGCUUUUACCCUGGGCAAGUACUGAUCGGCCCCUCCAAGGUGUUCUCCAGCGUGCAGUGGCUCUCUGGGGUCAAGCCGGUACUGAGUGCCAAGAGCAAGUUUCGCGUGGGGGUGGAAGAGGUGCAAGUCACUGAAUUACGAGUUACUUGGAUCACAAAAAGCUUUUGUCUCGGCGGCACCGAUUCCAUGGACCCCCCACCCGCUGUGAUUACUCAGGAGAACCUGUCUAGAGUGAAACGACUGGGCUCCUUCGACCACACGCAGAGGCAGCUGGGAGAGCGCUGUCUGUACAUCUUCCCCACUAAGGUGGAACCCACCAAAAUUCUGUGUGAAAGUCUCGAGAAGAACUGCCUGCUGGGGGAGGUCACCGUCACCAGGAAGGUCCAUACACAGCAGGUGGAAAAGCUACGGGAGAAGCAGAUAGUCAAGAUAAUCUCAUGUACCCAGGAUCCCUCCAACCCUACUGAACUCCUCAAAAAAAACUCCACAGUGCCCCCGUCGUAUGAAAUACCCACAGCAAGGGCAACCGAGGAAGAUCUUGUCUCUGCCAAGCUGGAAGGGGAACCCCCCGAGGAACCGAACGUUCCGGAGUGCCCAACCAAAGAGCAGCCUUUGGGCACCUUCCGGGAAAUAUUCCAGGGCCUCCAGCUGCAUUCCUCGGAACAGGACGCCGACGAUGAAGCCGCAGGGGAUACCGACGAGACCAGCUCGGUGACUUCCUCGGCCAGUUCUACGGCUUCUUCCCAAAGUGGCAGCGGCGCUGGGCGCAAGAAGAGCAUCCCCCUGUCCAUCCGGAACCUCAAGAGGAAACAUAAGAAGAAGAAAAAGAGCAAAGUAUACAGAGAGUUCAAACAUGGCGACAGGGUGGCUGUCGAGGUUAUAACCACUGUGACCACGGCUGACGUUAUGUGGCAAGAUGGGAGCGUUGAGACCAACAUCCGCUCUAAUGAACUGGUACCGAUCCAGCAUCUGGAUAACAACGAGUUCUGCCCCGGGGACUUUGUAGUCGACAAGAGAGCCCACGCUGCCCAGGACCCCAGUAUAUACGGAGUGGUGCAGUCUGGGGAUCACACGGGCCGUACUUGUGUGGUAAAAUGGAUCAAGCUGAAUUUGAAUGGGGACGAUACGGAGCUUGUUGGGGAAGAGGAGGAUGUCAGUGUGUAUGACAUUGUUGACCAUCCAGAUUUCCGAUUCCGAGCCACAGACAUAGUGAUCCGCAUUGGCAACUCUGAUCCAGAAGCCUUUCCUGAUGCCAGCCAGCCGUCGGUGGGGCAGGUGGCUCGGGUGGACGUGAGCAGCAAAGUCGAAGUGAUCUGGGCUGAUAAUUCCCGGACUAUUGUCCUCCCACAGCAUCUGUAUAACGUGGAAUCCGAACUGGAGGAAUCCUUUUAUGACUCCGUGGACAGCAGCUCCAGCGGCGCCUCGUCUGAUGAAUGGGAGGAUGAGAGCGACAGCUGGGAAACGGACAACGGGCUGACGGAAGAUGAAAUCCCUCGGGCGGCGGGGGGGGAGGAGGCGGCGGCUUCACAGAAUGAGACCGCCCCCGCAGAGCCGAUGCAGGAACCGGCGCAAGACGAGGCGGAACAGAGCGCUGCAUUGGCUGCGGCCGCGGAUCUGGGAGUUCUCGGCGUGAAAGUGAAUGAGAAAGAAGGGAUUGUGAAGAGCUUUAAGGAGCUGAAGGAGGCCAUUAAGAUCCUGGAGAGCCUGAAGAACAUGACGGUAGAACAGCUGCUCACCGGCUCCCCAACCUCCCCCACAGCCGAGCCGGAGAAGUUCACUCGGGAGAAGAAGUUCCUGGAUGAUAUAAAGAAGCUGCAGGAGAACCUCAAGAAAACCCUGGACAAUGUGGCCAUAGCUGAGGAGGAAAAGAUGGAGUCGGCGCCCGAGACUGAGAAGGAGGAGAAAGCUGAAGCGCAGACGCCCGUCCGGUCAGAAUGGCCGAGUGACACGCCCGUGUUGUGCCAGCAGAGCGGCGGCAAACCCGGCGUCAUCUUCACCAGCGCCAAAGGGGAGGUCUUCUCUGUGCUUGAAACUGCCCCCGAGAGCCAAGCCUUUAAGAAGCUGGAGUUCCAAGCCCCGGAAGCCAAGAAGUUCUUCAGCACCGUGCGUAAAGAGAUGGCUCUGCUGGCGACUUCCCUCCCGGACGGCAUCAUGGUGAAGACCUUUGAAGACCGAAUGGAUCUGUUCUCUGCACUUAUUAAAGGGCCGACGCGCACCCCGUAUGAGGAUGGGCUCUUCCUGUUCGACAUGCAGCUCCCCAAUAUCUACCCGGCGGUGCCCCCAUUGUUCCGGUACCUGUCUCAGUGCAGCGGCAAGCUAAACCCCAACCUCUAUGACAAUGGGAAAGUGUGCGUCAGCCUCCUGGGGACCUGGAUAGGAAAGGGUACCGAGAGGUGGACCAGCAAGUCCAGUCUCCUGCAGGUGCUAAUCUCUAUACAAGGCCUUAUUUUAGUGAAUGAGCCGUACUACAACGAAGCGGGUUUCGACAGUGACCGAGGCUUGCAGGAAGGCUACGAGAACAGCCGAUGUUACAACGAGAUGGCGCUUAUCCGCGUGGUCCAGUCCAUGACGCAGAUGCUGCGGAGGCCGGUGGAAGUCUUCCAACAGGAGAUCCGCGAGCACUUUCAGAGCAGCGGUUGGCGCCUGGCGCAUCGCAUAGAGAACUGGUUAGAAACCAAUUCCAUGGUAGAAAGAGGAGGCGAGCACAGGAACGGGCAGGAGCACCCGUGUAUAGUGCCGUACAGCCCGACGGAGCCGGAGUGCACCCCGGAGCCAACUCUUGAUUCCAAGGACCUAGAUGAUUCUGGAUGCGGUGCCUCCACCAUGUCCCCGGGGGAGUCCCAGCAAUUCUCUGACUUGGAAAGCACAAGCAAAGGCGCCACGGGGGGCGCCAGUCUCUCAGAUGAGCCAAGAGGGGCGGCUGGGGGCGGGCAGCCCAGCGUCAAACCAAAGAAGCGCAGAAAGAGCUAUCGUAGUUUCCUCCCUGACAAACGAGGCUACCCCGAUAUCGGCUUCCCCCUCUUCCCCUUGUCCAAGGGCUUCAUCAAGAGCAUUCAGGGAGUUCUGGCUCAGUUCAAAGCUUCCCUGUUGGAAGCCGGCAUCUCGGAGCCUCGCGGAGACAGACUGACGCUACCAUUAUAAGGACGGAAGCGGAGGAGUAACGGGGGUCCUACCUUCCCACCCAGCUCAACCCAUUCAUCCUCUCUUCCCCCCACCCAUAAUUCCACUGCCACGUGGCCCUCCUCCAGAGAGGUCUCUGUACAUCUAGCCCAAACAUUUGUGGCCUCUCAUUGGUAGAAGCUGAAUCCAAUGAAUACUGUAAUUCUGCUAAUAAAACCUCCCUUAUCCUCUUUCUCCCCCCCCCCCCCCCCGCUGUCCAGUUUUUUUGCUCCUAGCGCCCCCUGGAGACCGCCUUGCUGCUAUGGGACAGAACAUUGCAGGAAGAGAGACCCCGUAACAUGGGGUCGGAUCACUGUAGACCCCUCUCUUUGCAAAGAUGUUCUCACAAAGCUAUAUACUGAGAUCCAAUCUCAAAGCUACAAACUGUUUACUGAAUACGUCCGGCUUCUGUUAUCGUUGGGAGGGGGGGGCAUCUCGUUUGCUUCUAGGCGUGGUGGGACGGAACAUGGCGUCGGGAUGGAUCAAUUAACAGGUACUCCAUCGAAGGACUUAACUUGUCUCAACUCUCUGGGCUGGACCCACGUCGGACAGAAGCCUUACACGAGCAGAUGAUAGUCCGUCUCUGAUUGGCCGCCUACCAAUGGCGAGAGGCAUGCGUGACACGUCUUCCUUGGGUUUGGUGCCGUUUAAAGAGACAGUGAGUGUUUGUAUGAGAUUUCUAACUAAUGCAGAAGCGCCACGCUUUACGGCAGUCUCGGUUCCCCAUUGCUGCUUGUCACGGGAGCUUACAGGCCCUUCUGCGCCAGUUACAGAUCCCUUAUUGGCUCGUGGGUAUAACUUCAAUGGAUUCUUGUGGGACUUGUAUAACCUCAAUCUCAUAAUCAGGGCUGAAGGGGUUGCACCAGAGGGGAAAUGUCGGGGUGGGGGGGGGCAUGCUUGUCAUUAAAGGGAGUGUCUGCUUUUAUACCCCCGUUGGGAUCACUGGUGGCGACCUGUUCUUAAUGCCCCCGGGGGCCUGCAGUGGUUUUAUUACUGGGAUGAUGCCAUUAUUGGCCCAGUCCAGUGUUUUAGGUUAAAGCGUUAGGGCAGUGAGCGGAUAAAUCCCCCCCCCUUGUGGCUUUCACGGACGUUGUCAUUCACUGUGACAUAUUCCAUUCAUUGGGCGAGGACAUUGGUGGGCGAUGACAAGAUGGCAUUGGUUCGUCCUGCCAUAUUGCCUGGCCAAUAAACAGGCUGCGCCCGUGUGUGUGACAUCAUCCUUAGAGGCAGCAGUUAAACAUGACAUCAUUCAGUUUCCUAUUGUGUCAUAGGGUAACAAGUCAGCGAGAGCGCCUCCAUAGGAGCACUGUCUGUAUACGAGGCCCACUGCAGGCCGGGACACCUUCCCAUGAUCCUCUCCUGCGCUCUCCACCAGUCACUGCCUUAUAUUUAGGCAUGUUUACAAGGUUUAUUUCCGUUUUGGUUCUCUCUUUCUGAACAAAUGUGAGUUUUAUUUAUGCCGGGGGGGGGGGCGGCCGCUCUCUCUCUAGCGCUCUCUCUCGCUCUCGCCGCCUGUCAUGCUGUCAUGUUCCCGCCUGUUUAUGUCAUAUUUGAGGGUAUAAAAUAAAUGCAAAAUAAAGGAUAUUUUAAAAAGGUGCGGAGAGAAGAUGGAGUGUUACUUGUGGGUAGGUGGAGGCUGCGUGAUAGACAGCAGGGGCCGCCCAGCUUGUGGCAGUUUGGCUGCAACUCCCUGCACCCUACAGCUCCACCCGGGAGUGGGACCCACAUGGCCGCAAGCUGGGCGUCACCUGAUUGGAAGCAGAAUUUAGCCCCUCCCCUUCUCCCCUGAGAUCCUCUCCUUGUCUCAUGACGGUGCUUCCAUUGUUUUAUUUGCCCCCCUAAGUGCAUGUAGAGCGCCCCCAAUCUCUCACUCUCGAUACCAAAUGAAGCAGUUUCCCGUAAUAAUCGCCAGCGCAUGGUUUGGGCUGCAAACUCCCUGCUUGUGAGUCAUGUCAAACAGAAUCUCAGGACUGAAGGGGUUACAAACCUGCCCCCCCCCCCUUAUGGCAAAAUGUACAUUAUCUCAAUGCUUGAAAUGAGUCGGAACCAAAAUGCUUUAUAAAUAUCUGCGUGCUGAUUGGUGCGUGUGUGCGCGUGUCGUGCUUUCCCGCUCGCUCGGGGUUUUUUUACUUUUUUUUUUUUUCAUUUGCUAAUUUAAUGUAAAAAACAAAAUUGCAGGAUUGGUAAAUUAAAGAUUGUUUUGCUGAA